GAGAAAGCAUAAUGUCAGCGACCUUCCCCGGACUUGUCCACGACGCAGAGAUACGUCACGACGGAUCAAACAGCUACCGACUCAUGCAGCUCGGCUGCCUGGAGAGUGUGGCCAACUCCUCGGUCGCCUACUCCUCUUCUUCCCCGCUCACCUACCCGGCGCCGGCGGGGACGGAGUUCGCCUCGCCCUAUUUCUCGGCCAACCACCAGUACACGCCCCUCCACCACCAGUCCUUCCACUACGAGUUCCAGCACUCCCACCCGGCCGUGGCUCCGGAGGCCUACGGGCUGAACUCGCUGCACUCGGGCCAGUACUACCAGCAGAUCCACCACGGAGAGCCCGCCGACUUCAUCAACCUGCACAAUGCGCGCUCGGCCCUCAAGUCCUCCUGCCUGGACGAGCAGCAGCGGCGCGAGCUCGGCUGCCUCGACGCUUACCGGCGCCAUGACCUGUCGCUGAUGACGUCACACGGCUCCCAGGCCUACGGCGUCGGUAUGCACCACGCGGACCAGAGGCUGCUGCCCGCCGCCGGCCUGGGGCUCUCAUCGUCCGGGUCAGACGACCUCCAGGGCUCCGUGGAAGCGCAGUGUGGGCUCGUGCUGAACGGCCAAGGGGGCGUCAUCCGGAGAGGGGGAACCUGCGUGGUGAAUCCUACAGAUCUGUUCUGCUCGGUACCGGGCCGCCUGUCGCUGCUCAGCUCCACCUCCAAGUACAAAGUGACCAUCGCCGAGGUGAAGAGAAGACUGUCUCCACCCGAGUGCCUCAACGCCUCCCUACUGGGCGGCAUCCUGCGCAGAGCGAAGUCUAAGAACGGAGGUCGGUGUCUUCGUGAGAAAUUAGACCGUCUAGGCCUCAACCUGCCGGCCGGCCGCAGGAAAGCUGCCAACGUCACACUGCUCACCUCCCUGGUGGAAGGUGAGGCGCUCCACCUGGCGAGGGACUUCGGCUACACCUGCGAGACAGAGUUUCCCAGUAAGGCAGUGGGGGAACAUUUGGCGAGGCAGCACAGUGAGCCGAAAGAAACCAGCGCACGCAAGAAGAUGGUUCUGGCUACAAAGCAAAUCUGUAAGGAGUUCCAGGACUUAUUGAGCCAAGACCGCUCUCCUCUGGGCUCCUCCAGACCGACCCCCAUCCUGGACAUGGACAUCCAGAGACACCUCACACACUUCAGUCUGAUCACUCACGGGUUCGGCACGCCGGCGGUCUGCGCGGCUCUCAGCACCUUCCAGACGGUCCUGAGUGAGAUGCUCAACUACCUGGACAAAAGCUUGAGCGGGAAAACGAGCGUACCCAACGACCAACAGAUCAACAACAGCUCAGAAAAGACGCAGCUCCGGAAAACAUCCGAUCCCCAGAGCAAAGACGGGAAAACAGAAAAGACUGAGUAGCCCACACCCACCCGGUCCCCGUGCCUUGGAGCGCUGCGUUUAGGAGUGUGUGUGUGUGUGUGUGU
Molecule: messenger RNA, 1453 nt
Organism: Cottoperca gobio
Lineage: Eukaryota; Metazoa; Chordata; Actinopteri; Perciformes; Bovichtidae
Gene: tfap2d
Product: transcription factor AP-2 delta (activating enhancer binding protein 2 delta)
Exons: 8
Coding region: 12-1388 (458 amino acids)
Biological process (GO): regulation of cell population proliferation; anatomical structure development; regulation of transcription by RNA polymerase II
Cellular component (GO): nucleus
Molecular function (GO): DNA-binding transcription factor activity, RNA polymerase II-specific; RNA polymerase II transcription regulatory region sequence-specific DNA binding
Source: RefSeq, a predicted model, not a curated record